CUCUCCUUUGGCUUCGAAACAAGGCACAUCGGAGAAGCAAACCCAAGCAUUCUCCUUCUCUUCUCCUUCUCCUUCUCCUUCUCCUUCUCCUCUCUCUUCAAUGGAUUCCUAAAGAGUUGGAACCCUGCUCCAAACCCUAACCGAUAGGGAAGUCGGGCUCCAUUGCUGGAAUGGGUCUCCAAAGUAUGUUAGGCUCUUCUCUCACUUUCUGAAAUUAAGGGGGACUGGAACUCUGUUCUUGGUCCCCUGCACAUGGCUGUUUCUUGGUACACAAGCAAAAGAAAAUGAGCGUUGAUUAUAUGCAUAGCUCGCUCUUUGGUUCACCACUUCAAACUUCUUCAAGGCCAAGAAAUAAAGUCAAAUCCAUUUGCGUGACCAAAGGAAAGCAUAAUGUUGGGGGUUUCUUUAGUUUCUUGCCUUUAUAUCACUGUCAAAAGUUGCAGGGGUUUGAUAGGUUUUCGUAUUUUGGUGAUGGAAAAGUUGAGUUUUCUCAAAGGAAUUCUGUUUCUAAAAGCCGAUUUAAGAUCAAAUGCACAAAAGAGCCAUUUUCAAGGAGCAAGGCAUUAUUUAGAUCAUUUGUUCCUUUAUGGAAGGAGGGGUUGUUUCUGGUUAGAUGCUCUGUUUUCUUUACAGUGAUUUCGGCUGCAGGAAUGCUAGUAUGGUAUGCUCAGUUGAAAGCUGUGAGUUUUGUGGAGUCCCGACUUUUGCCAUCUGUUUGUUCUGUCCUGAGUGAAUAUCUCCAACGAGAACUUGACUUUGGUAGGGUUCGAAAUGUUUCACCUUUGGGGAUCACCUUGACAUCAUGUUCCAUUGGACCUCACCGGGAAGAAUUUUCCUGUGGAGAGGCCCCAGUCAUGAAACUUCGUCUUCACCCUUUUGCAAGUUUGAGAAGAGGAAAGAUUGUAAUAGAUGCCAUUCUAUACCAACCUUCUAUUUUGGUAGCACAGAAAGAGAAUUUCUCCUGGUUAGGGAUUCCAUCACCUUCAGAAAAUGGUAUAUUAAGGCACCAUUCCAGUGAAGAAGGGGUUGAUUAUCGGACCAAAACCAGAAGGCUAGCUAGAGAAGAAUCGGCUGCUUGCUGGGCAAGGGAAAGGGUUGAAAAAGCAAAACACGCUGCUGAGAUAGGAUAUAUAGUUCCUCAAGAACUUCCUGCAUAUGCUACUUAUAACAAUUUUAAGGAUAUUCCUGAUCGUUCUUCAGAGUCUGUUAGAUCAGAUUUAUUAUUUUGCAUGGAUGAUAUGAUGCACCAGAGGGAUCACCAUUGCAUGGAUAGUGGGGUUGAAUAUGAUUUGAAGCAUGCAGAUCUCGAAAAAUCCUUUGGAGUGAAAGUUCCUGGAUCAGGUCUUAAGUCCUGGUUUAGAAUGAUGUUAAAACCUAUAAGGCGCACAUUCAAAAGGGAUAGUAAUAGAAAAUCUAUUUCUGAAGCUGGAAUUACUUCUAAAGAAAGAAUCCUCCGGCAUAGUGCUGCUGCAGCCCUCGCUUAUUUUCAGGAUGUGAACAGUAGGAAAUCAAGUAGGUCAAAUACAGAACAGGGAAGUGACCCUCCAGAUCGAGGGAAUGGAGACACUGGAGUUGAGGCUUUCACAGUGAAUGAGGAAGUUCCUGGUAAUGCUAAUAUUACUUUGCUAGAUAUGGAUAAUAAACAUGGAUCCACAGAUGCACUGGAUAAAGUCCAUAUUGCUGAUGAUAAAUUUGAGUGUACUUUGUUGAGUAGCAACAACAACAGGAAAGUUCCUGAGAGAUCUCUAUCUAAUCCACACAAUCCAAAUGGUGGCUACAUAGAAGAGUUUGGUCAUGCAGAUCAUGAUCAGGGAGUCUCCUAUGAUGAUAUUCAGGUUCCUUUGCUGGAAUUAUUUGAUGAGAGCGCUGGAAUCAGCAGAUAUACUGCAUGUCAAAGCUCCACUCUUAGAAAAUUUUGGCCAUCCAUGCGUAUGCACCAUUCAAUGCCGAUUUACCCUACCAUUUUGAAGACUACCUUGCUUCAAUUGUCAAAAACUGUUACAGAGCAUUUGCCUGAUCAGUUUCAUAGCCAACUUCGGAAACUGAAGUCAUGCUUUAUCAUAAAAUUUGAAGAACUUGCUGCUGAACUUGCCAAUGGAACAAACGGGAAUUCUUGUGAAGGUAUUCAUAAGCUCAUUCCAAUCUCGCUUGAUUCUGUUCAGUUCACAGGAGGGACUUUAAUGUUACUGGCGUAUGGUGAUAUUGAACCCAGAGCAAUGGUGAAUGCCAAUGGACAUGUAAAAUUUCAAAAUCAUUAUGGUCAGAUACAUGUGCAGCUAAAUGGUGAUUGCCUGCAAUGGAGAUCUGAUUCCUUGCCUCAUGAUGGGGGCCAUCUAUCUACUGAUGUUUUUGUCGAUACCAUUGAACAAAAAUGGCAUGUCAACCUUAAGAUUGCAAACCUAUUUGCCCCGUUGUUUGAAAGGAUACUAGAAAUUCCAGUGACCUUGUCAAGGGGAAGAGCUAGCGGUGAGGUUCACAUCUGCAUGUCAAAAGGGGAUACUUUCCCUAAUCUGCAUGGACAACUUGAUGUUAAUGGGCUAGCAUUUCAGUUAUUAGAUGCUCCAUCAUGCUUUUCAGAAGUGAAAGCUGGACUAUGUUUUCGUGGUCAACGGAUUUUCUUGCACAAUGCAAGUGGCUGGUUUGGUGAUGCUCCUUUAGAAGCCUCUGGUGAUUUUGGCAUAAAUCCCGAGAAUGGAGAGUUUCAUUUGAUGUGUCAGGUUCCAUGUAUUGAAGUAAAUGCUCUUAUGAGGACACUUAACAUGAGGCCUUUGAUUUUCCCAUUGGCUGGGUCAGUAACUGCUGUAUUUAACUGUCAAGGCCCCUUGGAUGCUCCUGUUUUUGUGGGAAGCGGAAUGAUAUCGAGGAAAACUUCUAAUUUAGUAACUAUGCCUCCAUCCUCUGCAUCUGAAGCAGUAAUAAAGAACAAAGAGGCCGGUGCAGUUGCUGCAUUUGAUCGAAUUCCUUUUUCUCAUGUAUCAGCCAAUUUUACUUUUAACCUUGAUAAUAGUGUUGCUGAUCUCUAUGGUAUUAGAGCAAGUCUCUUGGAUGGUGGAGAGAUCCGAGGUGCUGGAAAUGCUUGGAUUUGCCCUGAGGGAGAAGUUGAUGAAUCUGCCCUGGAUGUAAAUCUGUCUGGUCAUUUGUUGUUUGAAAAUGUGAUGAACAGAUAUUUACCCAAUGAUAUUCUGCUGACACCACUCAAAAUUGGGGAGCUAAAUGGAGAGACAAAACUAUCUGGUUCCCUCUUAAGGCCGCGAUUUGAUAUAAAAUGGGCUGCACCAAAAGCUGAAGAUUCGUUUACUGAUUCACGUGGCCAUAUUGUUAUCUCACAUGACUGCAUGACUGUAGCGUCAUCAUCCAUUGCCUUUGAAUUAUUUACCAAAGUUCAGACAUCUUAUCCUGAUGAUUACUGGUCAAAUAGAAAGAAUGUUGAUUUUUGGAGAACCAUGCCCCUUGUGGUUGAAACUGUUGAUUUGGACUUGCGCAUGCGUGGUUUUGAGUUUGCUAGUCUUAUUUCUUCCAGUUCUUUUGGUUCACCGAGACCUUUACAUUUGAAAGGAACUGGGAAGAUUAAAUUCCAAGGAAAAGUUGUGAAAUAUGACAUCAAUGACAUGCACAAUGUUCAGAUGAAUGAGAAAACAAGUCUUGUUGGAGAGGUUUCCCUUUCAGGGAUCAAACUCAACCAACUUAUGUUGGCACCACAAUUGGCUGGUUCCUUGUGCAUUUCUCACAAAGCUGUUAAGUUGGCUGCUACUGGUAGGCCUGAUGAGAAUUUGACUGUGGAAGUUAUUGAACCAUUAUGGUUUACUGUUGAUCAUAGCUUGCAAAAAAGAAGAUUAAUGUCUGUUUCCCUUCAAAAGGGGCAACUAAGAGCUAAUGUUUCUUAUCAACCAGAACAUUAUGUUAAUUUGGAGGUACGACAAUUGCCACUAGAUGAAUUGGAACUUGCCUCUCUACGAGGAACUGUUCAGAGGGCAGAGUUGGAACUUAAUUAUCAGACUCGGAGGGGUCAUGGAUUAUUAUCAGUGCUUCAUCCAAAAUUCAGUGGUGUGCUGGGUGAAGCCCUUGAUGUGGCUGCUAGAUGGAGUGGAGAUGUUAUUACCAUUGAAAAAACUGUUCUGGAGCAAGCUAGCAGCCGAUAUGAGCUUCAGGGGGAAUAUGUACUACCUCGUAUGCGUGAAAGGCAUCCUGCUGACAACAAGAGGGAUGGUUUCUUUAAGAAGGCAAUGGCUGGGCAUCUUGGUAGAAUAAUAUCUUCAAUGGGUAGAUGGAGGGUGAGGCUGGAGGUUCCUGGUGCUGAAGUGGCUGAGAUGCUGCCACUUGCAAGGCUUCUCUCUAGGAGUACUGAUCCUGCUGUUCGUUCUAGGUCUAAGGACCUUUUUAUACAAAGCUUGCAGUCUGCUGGAAUUCGUGCUGACAGCCUAAGGGAACUGCUUAAGGAACUGAAAAGCCAAUAUUAUGGGUCAGAUGAUGUUAUCCUUGAAGAUAUUGCUCUUCCGGGUUUACAAGAACUUAAAGGCUGUUGGCAUGGUUCUCUUGAUGCCAGUGGAGGUGGCAAUGGGGAUACAAUGGCAGAUUUUGACUUCCAUGGAGAGGAUUGGGAGUGGGGAAGCUACAAAACUCAACGUGUCUUGGCAUCUGGUGCAUACAGCAAUAAUGAUGGUUUGCGCCUUGAGAAAUUAUUUAUCCAGAAAGAUAAUGCAACUCUACAUGCUGAUGGAUGUUUACUGGGACCCAUAACAAAUCUUCAUUUUGCUGUUCUCAAUUUACCCGUUGGUCUGGUUCCCACAUUAGUUCAGGUUGUAGGACCCUCAGCCACAGAGUCUGUGCAUUCUUUGUGGCAAUUGCUGACACCCUUGAAAGGAAUUUUGCACAUGGAAGGAGACCUUAGAGGAACUUUUGCAAAGCCAGAGUGUGAUGUACAAAUCAGGCUUUUGGAUGGUGCUGUAGGAGGCAUUGAUCUUGGGCGGGCUGAGAUUGUUGCUUCAAUAACCUCAACAAGUCGGUUUUUAUUUAAAGCCAACUUUGAACCAGUUACCCAAAGUGGCCAUGUACAUAUUCAGGGAAGCGUUCCUGUGGCUUAUGUUCAAAAUGAUCUGGAGGAGGAGAUUGAUAAGGAAAGGAGAAUUGCUGGUGGAGCCAUAAGGAUUCCAGUUUGGGUAAAAGAUGCUGGAAGAGGAUCUACUGAUGAGACUAAUGAGAAGAAGGUUAUCAGAGACAGACCUGAGGAGGGAUGGGAACUUCAGAUAGCUGAAAAAUUCAAAGGUUUGAACUGGAAUAUUUUAGAUGAUGCGGAGGUGAGAAUAGAUGCAGAUAUCAAAGAUGGAGGGAUGAUGCUGGUAACUGCCUUGAGUCCUUACGCAGAAUGGGUUCAUGGGUAUGCUGACAUUGUCCUUCAGGUCAGGGGCACCAUUGAGCAACCAAUUGUUGAUGGAUCUGCAUCAGUGCACAGGGCUUCAGUUUCUUCUCCGGUCCUUCGAAAGCCUCUUACAAAUAUAGGGGGGUCAGUUCAAGUUAUAUCAAAUAGGCUAUGUAUCAGUUCCCUGGAAAGCAGAGUAAGCAGAAAGGGGAAGCUAUUUCUGAAGGGCAAUUUGCCUCUCAAAAUCAGUGAAUCUUCAUCCAGUGAUAAAAUCGAUGUGAAAUGUGAAGUUCUAGAAGUACGAGCCAAAAAUAUUCUGAGUGGCCAAGUUGACAGCCAAAUGCAGAUUACAGGAUCAAUAUUGCAGCCAAACAUCACUGGAAUGAUCAAAUUAAGCCAUGGUGAAGCUUAUUUGCCUCAUGAUAAGGGCAAUGGUGCAGCUAUUAAUACACUGACAUCAAGGCAGUCUGCGUUUCCCACUGCUGGUUACAGUGGCAUAGGCGCUUCUGGGCAUGUCUCGAGAUUUUUUGGAUCUUUAUCUUCCUCAUAUGACAGAUUGCCUCAACCUGCUGGUAGUGAAUCUGAAAUUAGGAAGGAAAUUGAUCAAGCCAUUGCCAGGCCAGGUGUUGAUAUUUGGCUUACAGACCUGAAGCUGGUGCUUGGACCAGAAUUGAAGAUAGUGUAUCCUUUAAUUCUCAACUUUGCUGUUAGUGGUGAACUUGAGCUUAAUGGUUUGGCCCAUCCAAAAUGGAUAAAACCAAAGGGCAUCUUAAGUUUUGAAAAUGGUGAUGUCAAUUUAGUUGCCACACAGGUUAGGCUUAAACGGGACCAUCUAAAUAUAGCAAAAUUUGAGCCUGAACUUGGUUUGGAUCCAAUUUUAGAUUUAGUGCUGGUUGGAUCUGAAUGGCAGUUCAAGAUACAAAGUCGUGCCAGUACCUGGCAAGACAAUUUGGUUGUAACAUCUACCCGGUCUGUGGAUCAGGAUGUUCUCUCGCCUACUGAGGCUGCUAGGGCUUUUGAGAGUCAACUAGCAGAAUCUUUGUUGGAGGGGGAUGGUCAGCUUGCCUUCAAGAAACUUGCAACUGCAACACUGGAAACCUUGAUGCCGAGAAUAGAAGGAAAAGGAGAGUUUGGUCAGGCGAGAUGGAGGCUAGUAUAUGCUCCGCAGAUCCCAAGUUUGUUAUCUGUUGACCCUACAGUUGAUCCCUUGAGGUCCCUAGCCAAUAACAUAUCUUUUGGUACUGAAGUUGAAGUGCAGUUAGGGAAGCGCAUUCAGGCCUCCAUAGUCAGACAAAUGAAGGACUCUGAAAUGGCCAUGCAGUGGACAUUAAUGUACCAGCUUACCAGCCGUCUCCGGGUGCUUUUCCAGUCUGCACCUUCAAACCGUCUUCUUUUUGAGUACUCUGCAACAUCUCAAGAUUAGAUUACCUGUUGGAAAAGGUAAGUGAUAAUUUUUGUAUACUAGAUUAGCAAUUCUAAAUUUGUUUUUUUUUGUAAAUAAGAAGCAUCUCUUGAUCAUCUUAUGUUAAAAAAGGAGCUAGCUAUCUCUACUCAUACGUUGUAAAAAUUGCACAUUAAGUUAAGGUCUAAAUUAAUUUGAUGAGCCUCAAAAGAACAUUUCA
Messenger RNA from Dioscorea cayenensis subsp. rotundata (Guinea yam), 6978 nucleotides. RefSeq names its product protein SUBSTANDARD STARCH GRAIN 4, chloroplastic. The record is from RefSeq and is a predicted model, not a curated record. Gene Ontology annotation, biological process: protein secretion. NCBI's taxonomy places the organism in Eukaryota, Viridiplantae, Streptophyta, Magnoliopsida, Dioscoreales, Dioscoreaceae. Gene Ontology annotation, cellular component: plasma membrane.